AAAAAAUCGAAUCCCGCGUUUUAUGUUUGCAAUUGCGUUCGGGGUCAAAACUUGUUAUUUAAUUAAAUAAAAGAGAAAUGCCAGAGGAAACAGGAAUUGUGGUUGUAGACAAGCGCAAUAAUUUGCCUUGGAUUGAAAAGUAUCGGCCUGUUAAGUUCGAUGAAAUUGUAGGCAAUGAAGAUACAGUCGCCCGCCUAUCCGUCUUCUCCACUCAGGGCAAUUCGCCAAACAUAAUAAUUGCGGGACCACCUGGCGUAGGCAAGACAACAACUAUACAGUGCCUGGCACGUAUUCUGCUGGGCGACAGCUACAAGGAUGCGGUGCUCGAGUUGAAUGCAUCAAACGAACGUGGAAUCGAUGUAGUGCGAAAUAAAAUCAAGAUGUUUGCCCAACAGAAGGUCACCCUGCCACGCGGCCGCCAUAAGAUAGUAAUCCUGGACGAGGCGGACAGCAUGACUGAGGGUGCACAGCAAUCGCUGCGACGCACCAUGGAAAUCUAUAGUAAUACAACGCGUUUCGCACUCGCCUGUAAUACGAGUGAGAAAAUCAUUGAGCCGAUUCAAUCGCGUUGCGCCAUGCUGAGGUUUAGCAAACUAUCGGAUGCCCAGGUGCUAGCCAAGCUAAUUGAGGUGUGUCAGCUAGAGCAGCUCAAGUACGAUGAGGAUGGAUUGGAGGCGAUUGUGUUUACGGCACAGGGCGAUAUGCGACAAGCUCUUAAUAAUUUGCAAUCCACGGCUCAGGGAUUCGGUGAAAUUACGGGCGCCAAUGUUUUCAAAGUUUGUGAUGAGCCGCAUCCGAUGCUGUUGCAGGAUAUGUUGCAACAUUGUGCCAGCAAUGAUAUACACAAGGCGUACAAGAUCUUGGCGAAAUUGUGGCGCCUUGGCUAUGCACCGGAGGAUAUUAUUGGUAAUAUAUUUCGCGUCUGCAAGAGGUUGAAUGUGGACGAACAGCUGAAGUUGAACUUCAUAAGAGAAAUUGGCAUUACGCACAUGAAGAUUGUCGAUGGUUGUAAUUCGCUGCUGCAGUUGACUAGCCUAUUGGCGCGUUUGUGCAUGACCGCCGAGUCGCAUUAGCAUUAAACAUUUCAAUUUUUUAU
Molecule: messenger RNA, 1096 nt
Organism: Drosophila arizonae
Lineage: Eukaryota; Metazoa; Arthropoda; Insecta; Diptera; Drosophilidae
Gene: RfC4
Product: replication factor C subunit RfC4
Biological process (GO): DNA-templated DNA replication; DNA repair
Cellular component (GO): nucleus; DNA replication factor C complex
Molecular function (GO): ATP hydrolysis activity; ATP binding; DNA clamp loader activity
Source: RefSeq, a predicted model, not a curated record